Messenger RNA from Hippoglossus stenolepis (Pacific halibut), 1839 nucleotides. Its product is annotated as RNA-binding protein 4.1-like. The record is from RefSeq and is a predicted model, not a curated record. Gene Ontology annotation, molecular function: nucleic acid binding; zinc ion binding. The transcript is spliced from 2 exons. The coding region runs from base 28 to 873 and encodes 281 amino acids. Lineage: Eukaryota; Metazoa; Chordata; Actinopteri; Pleuronectiformes; Pleuronectidae.
GAAAGAUGAAGGGAUAUUGGCAAACUGAUGAGCGUGAAGCUUUCGACUAGCCGCCUGCGUACUGCGCCGGGAAUGGGAGACAGAUCGGGUUGUUAUCGUUGCGGGCAGGAAGGCCACUGGUCCAAAGAGUGCCCUCUAGACCAAAAUGGCUACCUCAAAAACGGUUCAGAGCCAGAGUCUGAUGGAUACGAUGCCUCGAGAUUUGGCGGGCGUGGUCACAACGGUGGUUAUCAUCCAGACUUCACUGGUGAUCCCGAUUAUGGUGGCGGCUAUGCUCCUGUACAUGUUUUUUCACGGGGUUCUGGUCACAGCAGCAUGGCGGGGUACAGAAGGGGUGCAGGAUAUGAGAGUGCAAUGAGAUACGGGCCGCACCCAGGUUAUGGCAUAAGCGCUGUUGCUGAUCAUAGCAUGGCUCGGAUGUAUGGCAGCGAGGCGGCAUACAGGGGCAACGGCUCACUCUAUGGCGCGGUACCAGCCUACCCGAUGCGACGGUCGCCUUACGACGAAAGGGAUCCGUACGGUGUUGUGGACUACUAUGAAAAGUACAGGGCCAAUUCUUACGGAGGCAGUUAUUUCGAGGAUCGCGGCGCCGUCCCCUUGCCUGCUCCAUCAACCACCUCCAUAGCUAUUAUUCGGGAACGUCUUCCCCCCUCUAGCCUUGACCCAUACGAGUGCCCUCCCCUCCCUCCUCCACCAGCCCCAGUCUCCUCAUACUAUGCACGUGACCGGAGUCCGAUACGGAGAGUCCCUGCCGAGGCAGAUGGAUACGCAUUUGAUCGUUCGCGCCUUUCCCCGGUGCUGACCCUCCCAAGAAGCACCGCCUAUGAACAUCCUCGGGAUCCCGGUGCUGAGCGGACAAGAUAUGCAUACUAAUCGGUGUCCCAUACAGCAAGAUAGGAUAGCCCAAGUGCAAUUGGAAUUACUCAAAAUUAAAUGUUACAGUGUGUCUCAUUGGUAAUAUCAGGGGGAAAGUCAGCCCUGCAUAUUUGACACGUGUGGGUAGUAUGGACAAGGUGACAAUAAAGCUUUCCAAUUUCCCAACAGCUAGAAUCCAGUGGAAAUGGUUGAAUGCACUCACAUUACGCUGUGAUCUCAUUCCAGCUUAUACUACAAAACGCUCAGUUGACCUCCGUUCAUCUUCCUAUUUACAUGUUGUGAUAUUGGUGCAGUUCUGAAAUGGCGUUUAAUGUGAAAGUGCAGAGAUUGAGUUUUUCUACAACCUGGUUGAUCCAUCCAUUUGUGAUACUGUAAGAACAAAAAAAUCUCCCCCAGAUAGUAGCUGUAUGUUCAUACAAUAUUUAUGAUUCAUUCAUUUAAUAAAAACACAUCAAAUUAAUGCAUGGUGCAUGUUUUAGAGGUGAGUCUUAGGGUUAUGUUUAUACAAUUUUAUGAAUUCUUUUGAGCAGCAUCUUGUGUAUUUCUGUCUAUUCAUUUGUAUUGAUGUAAGUUUACAUUGUUACUGCAUAUAUAAAGCAAUGGCAAAAGAAAUCUCAAUACCUUAUGCCUCAUCACCUACAUUGUUAAAUGGGAGGGGUGGGGGUUAAAUGUCAAACCUGUACAAAUAUAGACCUGCACAAAAUGAAAAAUUAUUAUACUUUUGUAGUUGGGUAAUAUGAAACCUAUUUGUGAAAUUAUGUUGAAGAACUUUCCAAGCUGCAUUGUGGUCUUGUUUUUUAGUAGUCACAUUACUUGUAUUCAAUUUAUUUUCAGUGCUGUGAUAAAUAUGAGGCUUCACGCUUUUAACACAUGUUUUAGUUCCAUGAGAAAAUGACCUCAGUUGCUUGUGCUGUCUGUCUUGAUUUCUAACUAUUAGGUCAAAAUUAAAAUCUGUUGAAAGAC